Molecule: messenger RNA, 504 nt
Organism: Adineta steineri
Lineage: Eukaryota; Metazoa; Rotifera; Eurotatoria; Adinetida; Adinetidae
Source: the annotation of a GenBank genome assembly
AUGUCUAAGUCAAGUGCUGCAAGUGAUCCUCUUUAUCAUGAUGUUAGUCCCGAAUAUGUACGUUAUACUCGUUUAUUUUUUAUGUUCACUGUUUUAAUAUGUUUUACAUCAAUUAUAUGUGCUAUUGUUCAAGCUCAUGAUGAAAAAAAAUUUUAUAUUAUUAUAAUUAGUUUAGUUGUAUCAAUAGUUUUUGUUUUAUGUAUUUAUUUAUUUUUUCAACGACGAAUACUUUUAGCUGAAAAACUUUGGUUUGUUAAUUUAACAAUAUUUAUUCUAUUCCUACAAGCUAUUAUUUAUUUAAUAUUUGUUUUUAUUAAACCAUAUCCUAUUCCAAUUACAACGACAUUUCAAUCGACAACACCUUUUUCAACAACACCAUCGAAUUCAACAACAAAUAUGACUAAUAUUACAUCAACAACUGUAUCAUCAACGACAACAAAAUUAUAUUCAUGGAAUAAAGAAGCAUUUUUAACGAAAUUAUAUGAACAAAUUGAUGAUAUGUGA